AUGGGAGACUCUGAAGUGCACUCUGAAGUGCACUCCUCGGAUACGGAGGAGAUAGUUCGCCGAAUGCCUGCGGAAGAAAGAGACCAGAUGGAGAGAGCACCCGCACCGACGACACCGAAUGGAACCCCACUUCCUCGUGGUCCACCGCCACCCAGGCCAGUUCAGGAGCAGCGCUGGAUCUCCCACAUUAUCUCCGCGGCCGUGGGACAGGCACUUCUUGAGCAGGGCGUCUAUCUACAAGAGGCUUUGACCUACCUGCCAGGCAACUGGCAAUACCUGGAUGCCAUCACAAUCAGUAUCUCCCCUAUGACGCCGGCAGCCUCGUACCACCCCAAUGUACUCAGCUUCGACGAGGACCCGAUCCCUGAGGAGGCGGAAGCGGAGCACCCUACGGAGGAUGCAGAGGUCGAUGAGGCCACUUCGAACCCCACGGUAGCACCCACAACGGCAUCUACGGCUGCGACAGGGCUUGCUGCUGGGAGUGCCACGACAACGGGCGCUGGUGCAUCAUGGCCUAGUACCUCAGCAGAAGCCAAGCCGAAGACCAGGAAGCGAGGACCCUACACUCUGCAAGUGUCUCGCAAAUUUUGUCUUGUGUGUGACCCUAACCUCCGUUCUUUAAGUGCACUCUCUCGCCCAGGCGGGCACGCACAUCUGAGUAGUGAGCUCUUUCGGAUUCACAGGCUCUUCCACAUGUGCAGAGAGCUGAUGCACAAAGUGCUUCUAGCAGCAGUUUGGCUGCGCACCGCCACGAUGACAGAUCUGCUGAACAAAAGCCUGACCGAGUAUUCUGCAGUGAUUGUCUUUGAGAACGGUGAUGCAAUCGUAUGCUACAAGCAAAUUCCUCAUCUGGCCAGGUACUCUACAUGGCAAUGGACUCCUUCGGCAGGUGGCUUACCACAAUCGCUUAUCGUUGAAAUGAUCCUCCUGCUUCUCUUGCUGCAUAGGCUGUACUUCUUGCACCACACCCAUGGACUACAUGUACGGGCCCACGAGGCUUCCCUCAGCUAUAAGAAAUACUACCCUGCAGUCAUCCUCGAUUCAGGAUGGUGGACUACUUCAUCUACAGAUGAGCAGUGUACGGCAGAUGCCGAGGCCCAAUCAGCAGACCAUCACUAUUCAAGAUAUGCAGCACACCCACUGUCCGGAACGCAUGCUGAAGGUCUUUCCUUUGCAACCAGCUCAAGGAGGUGCAAGUGGCAUCUUCAUCUUCAGGCACGAUGGUCGUCUUUCCGGAAGAGAUUCUGUGACUCCUCAGCAGGACCUAUCAUCAUCAAAUCCAGCCGGGUCGGUCCCAAGUCCGACCGUGCUCGCGGAACGACACCCAGGACACGAACAGUCAUCGGCAUUUUUCUUGUAGUCCUGUGGUCAAUGUUUGUACCAAGUCAAGCCGCGGGUACAGAUGUGAGGGUUGACGUCGAUCCCACUAGGACGUCUGGAGCCAACUUGGCGAAGCAUGUGGGUUAUCGGGAGGCGCAACAGCCCAUUCACAAUCAUGAACUUAACAGCUGUGCUAAACGCACAUAUCGUAGGGCGUAUGCCAGGGCUUGCAGAGAUGGAGGAGCCUUUUAUCGAGGCCAAUGGCGAGUGCAUCAAUGGUUCAGACCGGUAGCAAUCCAGACCAAACAGCUGUCCGGCGCACGAAGGCCCUCGACUCCGCGCACAUCUCUGAGAAUCCUCACCUGGAACGCAGGCGGCUUGCAUUCUCAGGUCUUCCGAGAAUUAGAGACAUACUUGGAAGAUUCUGCUAUUGACAUAUGCAUGAUCCAAGAGACCAAAUGGUCUUUUGAUGGCAACUGGUCCACUCCUGGGUUCCAUUAUCUGCAUACGGCAGGCGAGGCCAAAGAAGACAAAGUUGGUGGCCUCCUCGUCGCCAUCUCGACCAAGAUAGUCUCGCACUCCAAGGAUAUCCAGUUUCAUGCAGUACAUCCGGGUAGAAUCUUCCAUGUAAGGGUCAAUCGCAAACAGCCGCUCGACAUUCUCAACCUCUAUCAAUACACGGCCAAUGACAACAAGCUCACGCCUGAAAGGAGAAGCAAAUUUCUUCGACAACUACGACAUACUCUCCAAGGCCUUCCCACACGACACACUUUGAUCAUGGGAGGUGAUCUCAAUACUACAUGUACCCCCCUCGACAAGGUUUGUGGAAAAUGGGUCAUGCCGAGCUCGGACGCGCAUAACAAGGACCCAGAGGACCUUAUGGCGAUCUUAUCGGUUCAUGCGCUCACUGUCCUCAACACAUGGAACAGGCCGUCACAUGGUCAGCUAGAAACGUUCACCUUCGGACAGCUGACAUCACAAAUUGACUACAUCGUCACUCGGCAGGAUCAAGCAACACACAGUGCCAAACAGGCACAAGUGGUUUAUCCUUUUCCCGUUGCAGCGUGGAGAGAAGGGGCGAAGCACCACCCAGUGCUCUGCCAGAUUACCAUCCCAGACUACAGAUGGCCCAAGGCGACCACCUCAACAAUUCCCAAAGUUGACACUCAGCAGCUGAUCCUCGACCUAAGGUCCAAGGAGCCACCUACGGCACUACAACAUCUUCGCGCCGAGGUUCACCAAGGCAUUCAACAACAAAAAUGGUCGACACUACAGCAACUUGAACAUGGCAUGCUUCAGGUGGCCCACGAUCACUACCCUCUACGACAUCAACAAGCGGAAGAAAGGCCAGAACACCAGCAGCUUGCACAUUGUGCUCGUCGUAUGUGGGCUCUUUUCAGGGACAUGCGCGCUCAUCCUUUCAGUGCACAAGGAGUGUUCAAGGCCUGGACCCAAUGGACCAAGUUCGUACAGGCACAUCGGGAGCAUAAACAACGUGCUAAGCUGCGAAGUAAGGCCAGAAAGCACGACCUCCUGGCCAAGGCGCAGGAAGCUGCCUCACAAGGCAACAUGCAUCAAGUUUGGCUGGUGGUCAAAACCUUAGCACCGAAGAGUAAACGAAAACCACUCCAACUACGCAGAAAUGGCCACAUGCUGACGCCAGAGGCCGAGCUCGACUGGAUCAUUGAAGAGUUCGGUGCUAGAUAUGGAGCAAGACAGGCGCCAUCUACCAGCAUAGCUCGUGAACACCCACCUCUACAAAUACAGGAGUGCGAAGUGUGGCAUCAGCUGGAGCGACUUCCCCUACGGAAAGCAGUACCGCACACAGCUGCACCUUCGGUUAUCUGGAAAGCUUGCUCCACAGAAAUCACCCCGUUCAUCACUCACCAGGUCAAUCAAGCAUGGAGCCAGGAUGAACUCAUCAUUGAGCAGGACUGGGCGGAUGCGACGGUUGCCCUACUUCCUAAACCACAAAGCAAGAAUGAUACUCCGAAAAGCUGGAGGCCCAUAGGUAUUCAGCACCCACUGGGCAAAGGAAUCAUGGGCAUCGUGAUCUCGAGAGCAAAACUUCAAAUACAUCAACUGGUACAAGCUUAUCCGCAAACAGCUUACGUUCCUCAUCGUAGCACACACACCGCGCUCAAGCGGGUCUACUCACACUGUUCUUAUGUGAGACAACAGGCAGCACUGCACCGACUCACCCCACAUCAACAACAGGCGGGAGCAAACAAAGUCUCCAGCAGUGGAGGACUACAAAUCAGCAUGGAUCUUUCUUCAGCUUUCGAUCUGGUCUCUUGGACCUCGAUCAAACAAGCACUCGAGUUGGCACAUGUGGAUCCCUCAGUUCAAGAAAUACUGUUACUUUGGCUCAGCCAAGUUCGGUACAUUUUCAGGCAUAAAGAGCAUGAGAAGGACAUCUGGCCCUCCUGGGGUCUCAGACAAGGCUGCGUGGGGUCGCCAGUCCUGUGGGCAGUCUUUACCGCCCUCCUGAAUCAGGCGAUUGAUUUACGACUUCAAGAACAAUGGUGCCGAGACCACGCGACACUGUAUGCGGAUGAUACACACUUGAGGUGGACAUUCAGCACGAUUGCAGAGUUCGACCAAGUGAUGAAUGAACUCAGAUGCACAUUUGCUGUUUUCAGGAGGCUUGGCAUGCAGGUCAACAACGAGAAGACCAAGGCCAUCCUCUCAGCGGAGUAUUUGGGACUCAUCAUCUCGUACACCAACUUCGAAAAGCAGUCUGUGAAACACCGGGUAACCAAGGCCAAUCAUCGCAGAUGGGCACUGGCCGCCUAUCAUCAGGGACACCAGCCUCCAAGGCCUCCUCACAGAGACCCCUUGCUGUUUACUUUGGCCAAGACGGUGCUGAAACAACAGGAAGAGUUGCAGGUGCUACGGCAAGACACGGCCUUUGUGCUUUACCUCAGGCCCGGCGAGAACUCAGUGCUGAGCCAUCUUUACCAAACGGCGGUUCGGUUCAAAACAAAACUCGAAUCGGAUCCACAGUGGAAACUUGGGCAAUUCCCGUUGCGGAUGGUCUUGACGGUUGCACUGUUCACGGAACUGGUCACGAGACUCAACCAGGUCUUGGCAUCUCAGGAUCGCUUGAAGCAGGUGACGGACCAAGGAUGGAGAAACGAGGCGGGAUGGAGGUUCCAACGUUGGAACCCGACAUUACGUCACUUGGAAAUGGACACGGCCAAGGAUCCGAUCCCAGACGAUCAACUCUUGGAUCAUCUGGCUACAGCCUUGCAAUGUCUGAAACAUCCCAUCGUGAACAGGUUCCGGUGCAAACGAAAGAUGACAGAAACGAUGACGACCCAGGCCACGUUUGUCAUGGAUAUCUCAAUGAGAAGCCAAUGCUCCACCACCCUAUGGGACACCAUGAGAAUUCUGCAGAACAACGCAGUGUUCCAACUGGUUGGCAUGACGUACAAAACCGAGGGACUGGGUCGAAGCCCGGUCGAACAGCAGAUUCGAGACCUCUUGUACGGGCAGCGGCGACAGUAG
Symbiodinium sp. CCMP2592 is the source of this 4830-nucleotide messenger RNA. The record is from the annotation of a GenBank genome assembly. NCBI's taxonomy places the organism in Eukaryota, Dinophyceae, Suessiales, Symbiodiniaceae.